GCCGAGCAUUCAUUAGCGUCACGACCUCGGCGGCAAGCAGGCAGCGCAGCAGCACCAACAUACCUCCACCGCCUUGCCUUAGUCACUCACUCACGGUGGAGGCCGGACCUGGCCGUUUGGAUGCCGACGAGCCCUUAAAGACGUGAUGGAGCGCACACCUCUGCAAGGCCUCAAGCAUCGCCACGUAGGCCACACCGCCGUCGCCAUGAACCCGGUCUCGCCCCUGUCGCCCCGCGGCAACCUGUACCACAUUCCGCGCGUCGACGAGCUCGAGGAUGAGCCGCCGACCCUCGAAGGCGACUUCACCUUCCGUGCCGUCGCGGUCGGCCUCGGCGUCGGCGUCAUCCUCUGCAUGACCAACAUCUACUUUGGCCUGCAGACGGGCUGGGUGUCGAUGAUGAGCCUGCAGAGCGCGCUGCUCGGCUUUGCCAUCUUCAAGCUCGGCCCGCUCUUCCCGCGCCUCUUCCCCAAGUCGGCGCCGCUGUCCCCGCAGGAGAACGUCGUGCUCCAGACCACCGCCGUGGCCACGGGCACGAUGCCGCUGGCUGCUGGCCUCGUCGGCAUCAUCCCCGCCCUCGGCAUGAUGAACCUGGAGCAGGACGGCCGCGACCCCAUCGAGCUGAGCUACACCAGCCUCGUGCUCUGGUGUCUCGCCGUCGCCUUCUUCGGCGUGUUCCUCGCUGUCCCGCUCCGCCGUCAGGUGAUCAUCAAGGAGAAGCUCGUGUUCCCGUCCGGCACGGCAACGGCGCAGCUCAUCGCACUGCUCCACAAGGCGCCGCCGCCGACCCAGAGCCUUGACCCCACCCCGUCGGGCCCUUACCGCCGCGUGCCGACAUCUGACCGCCCAGAGCGUCCGGCACUCCACCACCGCGCGAUCAGCGAGGAGCUCCGCGCGACCUACGACAGCGAGGACGAGCAUGGCGGCCCAUCAGACGACCCAGAGCUCAUGACUGGCCGCGGGUGGUGGGCGCUCGUGUGGAGCUUCCUCGCCAGCGCGGCGGUUACCUUCCUCAGCUUCCUCUUCCCCGUCACGUUUGCUCUGCCCGUGUUUGACAUCUUUGGCCUGCCAUUCGGCACCAGCCUCGCGGCGAACUGGAUGUGGUGGUUCACGCCAUCGCUGUCGUACAUUGGCCAGGGCAUCAUCAUGGGCCUGCCCGUCACCGUCGCCAUGAACAUUGGCAUGCUCGUCGGAUGGGCUUUCCUCUCGCCGCUGGCGAAGCACGCCGGCUGGGCGCCAGGCAAGGUGUCCUCGACCACGGACGGUGCUCGUGGCUGGAUUCUCUGGGUCGCCCUCGCCAUCAUGAUCGCCGAGGCGGUCAUCUCCCUCAUGCCCAUUGUCGUCCAGCGUAUCUCUAAACUCAACAGCCACUACCGCCAGCGCACGCAGGGCGGCGUCUUCAUCGCCGAGGACGACGACAGGACCGAGGACGGCUACUUUGACCCGCCCGAGGACGACGAGGAGCCCGAGCACGAGCCCCCUGAGCGCCUCGUCCCCCUUUCGUGGGUGUACGUUGGUCUCGCUGUCAGUGCUGUGCUUGGCGUUGGCCUCGUGUGGGUCGUUUUUGGCAGCGACGGUAUCCACCCCUGGGCUACGGCCAUUGGCCUCGUUCUGGCGUCUGUCCUCAGUCUUAUUGGCGUCCGCGCUCUCGGCGAGACCGACAUCAACCCCGUGUCAGGUAUCGGCAAGAUCAGCCAGCUUCUCUUCGCCGUCCUCCAGCCGGGUAACGUCGUCGCGAAUGUCAUCGCCGGUGGCGUCGCCGAGGCCGGUGCUCAGCAAGCCGGAGACCUCAUGCAGGACCUCAAGACUGGACAGCUCCUCCGCGCGUCUCCUCGCUCCCAGUUCUACGGCCAGAUGAUCGGCUCCCUUGCCAGCGUGUUCGUCUCCACCGCCGGCUACAAGUUUUACACGUCCGUGUACCAGAUCCCUGGCCCCGAGUUUGCCGUUCCAUCCGCCGGCAUCUGGCUCAACCUCGCCCGUCUGCUCAACAACGGGUCGCUUCCCUCCCACGUUGUGCCGUUCAUGGUCGUCUUUGGCGGCGUGUUUGGCGUCACCUCGGCGCUCAAGGCGUUUGCCGGCCGCUCGGCCAACCCGACCGUCAACACCAUUGUCAAGCUCGUCCCUUCGGGCGUCGCGUUUGCCAUCGGAUUCCUCAACUCGCCGAGCUUCUCGCUCGCCCGUCUCAUCGGCGGAUACAUUGCCUACCGCGCCACCAAGCUUGCGGGUACCGACGAGACGCCCCUGUUCGCCAUUGUUGUGGCUUCUGGCUUCGUUCUCGGCGAGGGUGUGAUCAGCAUUGUGACGCUCAGCCUUACCAGCUCCGGCUUUGGCGCCAUCAGCUGCUUUGGCUGCGGUCUUGGUGGUGGAGGCUACUGCUCUGGCGGCUGCGCCUGAGCCCAUGUCGUUGCAGAAGCAUUGUAUCAAUAGGCAAAGGGCCAUAUAGAUCAAGACACAUGCAUAUCACGCCACUGUAGGGCAUCGACGGG
Molecule: messenger RNA, 2484 nt
Organism: Vanrija pseudolonga
Lineage: Eukaryota; Fungi; Basidiomycota; Tremellomycetes; Trichosporonales; Trichosporonaceae
Product: Putative oligopeptide transporter
Exons: 5
Coding region: 146-2392 (748 amino acids)
Cellular component (GO): fungal-type vacuole membrane
Molecular function (GO): oligopeptide transmembrane transporter activity
Source: RefSeq, a predicted model, not a curated record